AUGGACGAGUCGAAACCGGUUCAAAUAUCAAUUUUCAAUGUCAUCGCUGUAAUCUGUUCUGCAACAUUUGCGAUUUAUAGCUCACAAAUUGUUUCCACCAUUUCUAGCACGAUCAAAUCACUGUCCAAGCCAAAGCCCAGCCCAAAAGUCGUCGCGUUGAAGCUAAAAAUUGCCGAUUUGAAGCGAGAGCUGCACGGAAUCUCUCCGACCGCCGAAUUUGCACGAUAUUUCAAGAAGGAUCGAGAAAUGAAUAAAGCCAGCGAAGAAUUAGCUGCUUUGGAAGCCGCUAGCCCGUCUGAAAACUCGAGGAACUUGAAAAUCGACACAGUUGUCAAAGUUUUUAUGCAAUUCUCCGCACUUUUUCUUCUGAGACACGUGUCCGCCAUCACUGCCUACUGCAUUCCGGAUACUAUUUUUUGGCCUUUCAACGUACUUGUUCGAUUCCCAGCGGUUUUCGGAAAUGACUCCUGCCCGGCCGAAUUCGCCGAAGUUUCCGGAUUCGCGCUCACAUUUCUGAUGAUCCAUCUGCUAAAUCUGGCGCUCAAGACAUUCAGAAAAUCGGACCUGAAGACUGAUUAAUCUAAUUUUUUUUUAAAUUUUGUUUUUUCCUGUUUCCUGUUUCAUGACUAUUUCUCUCGACUCGGGUCUUUUAAUAUUUUUUUUUUGAAUAUACAAUUGUAUAUUCAAAUUGCGAGCUAAUAAAAUGCUAAAUUGACACAAA
Caenorhabditis elegans is the source of this 721-nucleotide messenger RNA. RefSeq names its product Guided entry of tail-anchored proteins factor 1 (gene wrb-1). Gene Ontology annotation, cellular component: endoplasmic reticulum membrane. Lineage: Eukaryota; Metazoa; Nematoda; Chromadorea; Rhabditida; Rhabditidae. The transcript is spliced from 3 exons. The record is from RefSeq and is marked reviewed. Gene Ontology annotation, biological process: establishment of protein localization to membrane; tail-anchored membrane protein insertion into ER membrane. Bases 1 to 579 code for a protein of 192 amino acids.